AGAAGCGUACAGGAGAGUCCGCUGAUGAGAGAUGCGCUCGUCUCAACAGAGAGAAACAGACAGUUGAAGACGGAGUGGAAAGAGUUAACGAUAGUACUCAUAAAUAGCUGAAGAAUUCAGUAGCUGAAAUUGAAGUGGACGCGGAGAGGUGGGAGUGUACAGUUAUGGAGCUUAUUACUACCAAAGGCGAUGCAAAUUCGGAGGAUGACAGUAGGGGGCAACAUCGAGACGGGCAACAGAGAGACAUCGUCGCUAGGAAACAAGUGCAAAGAAAUCAGCUGGAGGUGUGUCCUGGACUGGUUUCUGGAGACACACACCCGAUGUGCCGUGGGCACAAUCGGGGCGAUCUGGAACCGAAAGCUGGCGAUGCCGCAGGAGAAGAUGGGACUGUUGCUGAAAAAACACCCGGUUUGCCCAGGAGCGAGAAGGACAAUCAGAACAAAGGGAGUUCUGGUGGCUCCGGAACAGCGACUGACCCGGGGUUAUCGGACGGCAGGCAGGCUGGCAGAAAGAAGCAUCGGCGACGUCCAUCCAAGAAGAAGCGCCGCUGGAAGCCUUACUACAAACUGUCAUGGGAAGAGAAGAAGGAACUCGACGAACGAGAGACUAUACGGGCAUCGCGAGUCCGAGAGGAGAUGUUCGCCAAGGGUCUUCCCGUAGCCCCAUACAACACUACCCAGUUCCUGAUGGACGAGCACGACCGUGAAGAGCCGGAUCUGAACACGGAACUCGGCGGGCGACGGUCCUUCGGUGCGAUUCGCUCCGAGGACACAGCCAGCGAGGAAGACUAUUUCGAUCAAGACGAGGAAGAGGAUGAGGAAGGUGACGGCAGCAGUGAUGGCAUGGGAAGACCGGGGCAUGCAGGCGGUGAGUUUCUCCAGAAGGACUUCUCCGAAACUUACGAGAGAUAUCACGUCGAGACUCUGCAGAACAUGUCCAAGCAAGAACUGGUGCAGGAGUACCUAGAGCUGGAGAAGUGCCUGUCGCGACUGGAAGAGGAAAACAACCGGCUGCGCAACGUCGAAAAAGACACUGAUGCGACAGCUGAGACCCCGGUCGAUGCAGCCCAGCGUCUCCGGGAGUUGGAGAGUGAACUCGAGAGACUGAAGGCGCAGAACAGCGAGUUGCUAGAACAGAGCCAACGGUACAGGGAGCAGAGCAUCAACGGGUCCACACCAGGAACGGACACUGGGCAAGAACCAGCGCAUGAAACCAAGUGAUGGACACUUUUGGUUAUGUACGAGUUCUGUUAUAUUUGUUUAUUCAUCUAAAUUCAUUUUUUUGACUGUAAGUUUCAGUACUGCUAUAGGCUCUUAGUUCCUGUUAACGGAGGACGAUCUGCAAAUUUAGAUUCCAUCCAGAAUGUCUAUUUUAAGUGUUUAAUUGAAAUAUAGCUAACGAUUUUACAAAUGCGUCACGUAGUCAUUAUUGCAAUUAAAAGGUCGAACUAACAAUGCUGCGUUUUAAUGAUUGUCAGUCGGGGGGGAGUUGUUUUCAAUACUGGAGUGCAUUUGUCGGACACAGGAUUUCAUAAAGGUUUGUCUAUGGCCUUCUUUAUUAAACAGAUGUGUCUUUUUUUGGUUAAUCCAGCCAAGUAGUUACAUAGCUGAUGCUCUUUGUCGUUUAUAUCCGGUUAUGGACAUAAAUUUCGCAGAUGAAGUCUGUUAAUGCAUGACCAAAGUUGUCUGUAUUAGAAUAUGUUUUUUUUUCAUGUUUACUUGAGGUUUAUCGUGUUUACAUGGCAAUUAAACGACUGGAUGCAAAAGUUCAA
Sardina pilchardus (European sardine) is the source of this 1771-nucleotide messenger RNA. RefSeq names its product HEXIM P-TEFb complex subunit 1 (gene hexim1). The transcript has 2 exons. Gene Ontology annotation, cellular component: nucleus; nucleoplasm; cytoplasm. The record is from RefSeq and is a predicted model, not a curated record. Gene Ontology annotation, biological process: negative regulation of transcription by RNA polymerase II; negative regulation of cyclin-dependent protein serine/threonine kinase activity. Gene Ontology annotation, molecular function: cyclin-dependent protein serine/threonine kinase inhibitor activity; 7SK snRNA binding. Bases 165 to 1220 code for a protein of 351 amino acids. NCBI's taxonomy places the organism in Eukaryota, Metazoa, Chordata, Actinopteri, Clupeiformes, Clupeidae.